AUGAGCCGGAAGGAGGCGGCGGCGGAGGAUGCAGGAGGAGGGGAGGGGUCGUCGCGCUCGGAGGGCGGCGGGGAGCUGGCGGAGACGCUGGCGCGGCGGCGGCUGUACCGGGAGGUGACGCUGGCGCUGCGGGCGGGGCUGCGGGACGCCAGGGCGGAGUUCUCCUUCCUCCGCGCGCGGGGGCUCCGCAGCCUCCUGGGCUUCCUCCGCGCCACCGCCUCCGCGCCCGGCGACUCGCAGCUGCUCCUCUUCCGCCACUCCCAGUCCAUACCCGAUCUCCAAGUUAUUACUGUUCUCUUUCAGAAUUCAUUGCAUCAGGCAAAGGAAGAUCCUGUUGUGUCAUUGGAUCAUAUAUUUGGAGUCGAGCCAAUCAAGAUUACCAGCCCCCCAACUGAUUCUGAAAUUGCUCUAGCUCUUAGAGUUUUGGAAGGCUGUUGCCUUUUGUAUAGCCGAUGCACUGCUCUGGCUCACAAGUACAAGGCUGUGAAGGUACUCUUGAAUAUAUUAGCCAGCAGAGGUCCAACUGAGCAAGGGGUUUGUUUGGAUGCUCUGAUAUCAUUGAUGUUGGAUUCACCUUCAAAUCAAAUUGAGUUUGAGGAAUGCAGUGGACUUGAAAAGGUUGCUGAGCUUUUGAAGGACAACCAAGUGGAAGAGCACAUAAGGUUGAAAUGUGGUGAGUUUCUACUGCUACUCAUCGGACAUGUUUAUGCCAAGGAAAACACUCCCAUACACGAUCAGAUGCGGAAUCUACUUGGGGAGCAGUGUGCGUCGCUCAUAUGGGCAGCAAGCCGGUUCGGAUCCACCCUGGACCCGGAGCAGAGGCAGAUGGCCUUGCAAAUACAAGCGAGGAGAGUUGUUGAAUCCUUGGAGCCCUACUAGGACAAUCGCAGGAAUGUGUUCCAUGUCUCUGGUCUCAGUUGCAUGC
Messenger RNA from Lolium rigidum, 925 nucleotides. RefSeq lists its product as uncharacterized. The transcript has 5 exons. The coding region runs from base 1 to 879 and encodes 292 amino acids. Lineage: Eukaryota; Viridiplantae; Streptophyta; Magnoliopsida; Poales; Poaceae. The record is from RefSeq and is a predicted model, not a curated record.